This is a messenger RNA of Ylistrum balloti, 4003 nucleotides long. Its product is annotated as mitogen-activated protein kinase kinase kinase 7-like. The transcript has 19 exons. The coding region runs from base 80 to 2161 and encodes 693 amino acids. Gene Ontology annotation, biological process: protein phosphorylation; JNK cascade; positive regulation of canonical NF-kappaB signal transduction. Gene Ontology annotation, molecular function: ATP binding; MAP kinase kinase kinase activity; magnesium ion binding. The record is from RefSeq and is a predicted model, not a curated record. NCBI's taxonomy places the organism in Eukaryota, Metazoa, Mollusca, Bivalvia, Pectinida, Pectinidae.
CAAAAUGUCUCCUGAUUGAAAAGCGACAGAGCGCCUGACAGUGGGGCUGGAGGGCCUAUGAUAAUUCACAUACAUCGAAAUGGAUGCCCCACAGGCUUUUGUUGAGGAAAUAGAUUUCAACGAACUCCAAUGUCACGAGGUGGUUGGAAAAGGUGCCUUCGGUGUCGUCAGUCGAGCCAAAUGGCGUGGCAAAGAAGUAGCUGUGAAGCUGAUUGAGACAGAGUCAGAAAGGAUUGCCUUCAUUACGGAGCUAAAACAAUUGUCUCGGGUCAAUCACCCAAAUAUUGUCAAACUGUAUGGUGCCUGUACCAAACAGCCAGCGGUAUGUUUAGUAAUGGAAUAUGCAGAAGGGGGAUCUCUGUACAACGUCCUACAUGGUACUGGUCCCCAACCUGCCUAUACAGCGGCCCAUGCUAUGAGCUGGGCACUUCAGUGUGCCAAAGGUGUUGAGUAUCUACACAAUAUGAAGCCAAAGGCUCUCAUCCACAGAGACAUGAAACCUCCAAACUUGUUAUUAAUAAUGGGUGGUACAGUACUGAAAAUCUGUGACUUUGGCACAGCUUGUGAUAUACAGACACACAUGACCAACAACAAGGGCAGUGCUGCCUGGAUGGCUCCAGAGGUGUUUGAAGGUAGUAACUACAGUGAAAAGUGUGAUGUGUUCAGCUGGGGGAUUAUCCUUUGGGAAGUGAUUACAAGAAGGAAACCUUUUGAUGAGAUUGGUGGCCCUGCCUUCAGGAUCAUGUGGGCUGUACAUAAUGGUACACGACCACCACUUGUGCGUAACUUGCCAAGACCUCUAGAGCUGCUCAUGACUCGGUGCUGGUCUGGAAACCCCGCAGAACGACCAUCCAUGGCAGAAGUCACUAGAAUUAUGUCUCACUUGUUUCAGUUUUUUGAGGGUGCUGAAAAGCCAUUGGUUUACCCACAUUAUGACGAUGAAGAUGAAGUUGGUUCGCCAGAAUUUUCUUUCAACACACCAGCAACAGUAUUCUACAACACACCACCAAACGAUGUCAUAACUUCAUUCACUCCUCAGACGUCGGAGUCCAGGUCUGAAACACUUAUCAGUGACACAGUCCGUCACCAUUUGGACAGAAAUGAGGCUGAGGAACAGCAACAGAUGUCCCCUCCUCCCCUACCACCACGUGCUAACCCACCACAGGAGCAGACAAGACAAAUGAGUGCACCACCAUCCUUAGCAGCAAGUCGGGAGAGCCUGUUUGAGGGACAUGUACGUAGCCCAAGGUCGGGCACACCUGUAGACCCACACCUGAAACGAAACUCUGCAGACAUGAGCAGAUUUGACCGCGAUAUCAUGACACAGGGAAGCAGUGGAAGUGGAAGUAGUAGCGAAUCACACAAAGGCCAUCGUAGGGCGGGCUCAUAUGGUACGCCCUCCAUGUUCUCCUCCGCUGGACUCCCCAUACAAACAGCGUCGCAAGGAAGGGGCCACAGAAGGGGUGGAUCUGAUGAAGUCUCACAAAUACGAUACAAUCAUAGAAGUUCUCCUGUGUUUGUAAAUACUGCACCCAUCCUACCCCACUCAGGGCCUGUCUCAGUCAGUCCAGUUCACCAUGUAAGCACGUACCCUGGCACCCUCAAUCAGACCUCUCAGGAAACCACCCCUUCCCCUGUUAGGUCUUUCUCAUACCAGCCACCACAAACAACGGAACGGGUUCAACCCCAUAAUGUCCGUGCAGCAUCGUGGACGUCGGAAAUGUCUGUGGUGCCAGUGACCAUGGUAACUGGAGGAAACCAGCCUUCUGAUCCCCAACCACGACCUAUCAAUCAAAUUGUAGGUACAGGAAUGUCGAAUGCUGACUCGUUUGCCAUGAACCUAGUGUACCAGUCACUGGACCACCAACUGCAGCCUCUCGCACCAUGUCCUACUAGUAGGGAAUCCAUGGAAAUAUUUGACCAACAUUGCAAGCUUGCUCAGGAGUAUUUGAAAGUUCAAACAGAAAUGGCAUUAUUAACACAGAGAAAGAAUGAUUUAAUUAGAGAAUUUGAAAUGGAUGAGAAGAAUCAACAAAGCAGUACUCGUCUCGCCGAGGAAUAUAAUCUACUUCUUCAGGAAAAUGAAAGCCUGGCCUUACUUCACAAAAACUUAAACAAACAAGUCGAGCAGGUGCGACAAAUGCAACAGAAAAAGAGAUGAAGCGAUCAAACGAAAGUAAAUUGUAUCAGAAUUGUGAAGCUUUACAGUGGUGAUGUCACAGCUACCGUUUAAAGGUGCCAUGCAGAAAGGACUUUUUUCCAGAACAUUUUAAUGUUAAUUGGACUGGAAUGAAAUUUCCUGGAGUGUAUGUGUGGAUGGGGUAACAGACUGCAAUGAAUAGAAGUCAUGGACUCGCUGAUUUGAACUGUUGUGAAAAUGUAGUCAUAUUUGACUUAGAAGUUUCUAGUCUUGGCUCAGAUGCUUGAUGAUCAUGAUCUGAUCUCAUUGUUUACAAACAUAGACUUUUAUCAAUGUUUAUGUCUGGUUAUCAAGUGAAAUGCUGAGAUUUCUUUCAGAUGACAAACCACAAUAUUGAUCUAAAUAAGAAAAAAAUUAGUGAUUUUGAUUAAAAAUUUCGGUGAGGGCUUCAUCCUGUAUAACUGGUUUACUUUACUUCCUAAAUAUGACAACAUUCUAUAGAUCUAGUAAUGGGAAGACGGUGGUUGCUAAGCUAUGUGGAUUUCAAACAAUAUGUUUCUAUUUUGUUCUUUAAUUUGUACAGAAAACCUACUGUAGAAAUCAUGUUUUAUUAAAAUCUCUUUGCGUCAGUGGGAUCAGUUUGAUAGAAUAAUGUAUAAUACAUCAAAUGCCCAUUCUUUUGAUGAGCCAAAAUUAUUUACAAUAUAAUCUGUAUUCAUUUGAAGCUGGUCUUCAUUUGUAUAAUGAUUAAUAGUGUUAAAAACACCACAUAGAUUAAAUAAACAAUGUAUGAAACACUCUGAUUGAAUUCUGAUUGAUCAGUAUCCAAAUAUAAAAAUGAAGCGAGUUUCCAACCAUUUCAUAGGGCUAUCUCUGCCCGAGGUGCUGUUCCUACAGUCUGCAAUGCAUUUGUGGAGAAUUGAUAUUUCACUAAAAAUAGUGUGAUCUGAUUGGUCAAGGAUUGAAAUUAUCAAAAUUAGUUUUUGUCCUCUCAGUGAAAGUAUCAAUUAUAUUUUCACCGGAAAAAUGUUAAAUUUCACUGCAAAAAAAGUGUAAUGAUGAAAUCUGAAAAGCAUUUGAAAUUUUGAUGAAACAAUCCUAUUGCUGGGUCAGUUGUGAAAAAGGAAUGAUAUGCUAUUUCAGAGUAAUGUUUCCUUGAGAUGUUGCACUUAUGAACACCUAAUUCUCUUUUGUAUUGUUCUAGAAAUAUUGAUUUAGCUGGUAUUAAGAUAUGUUUCUGAAAUAUCUGUCAGGUCAAAGCUACAUUGUAAUUUAAGCACAAGAAGAUGUUUUCAUCAGGCCUUCAUUUACAUCAAUUCUUUAUUAAAAUUCAAAACCUCCAAAAAUGGGAUCUUGCUUCUGAAAUAAAGACUCAUGUCUUCUCUUUUCAGAGUAUAUGUAAUUUUUGGAAAAAAAUUACAAAAUCUGAGACACGUGUUCACAUGCAUAAUGUUACUAUACCAUCAAAAUUGUGAAAUAAAAUGCCACAGAUAGUUUGGGAUAAACCUUGUGCAUUUAACAUGUUUAUUAAAGUAGAAAAUGACAAAUAUUGGAUACAUGUAUAUGAUAUAGAAAUGUGGUUCUGAUAGUGGUCAAUGAAAAUUGGGUGUUUGUGGUCACUUACGGAAUGAGAUUCAAUUGUUUUAAUGUCAAAAGUGUUGAUUUAAUCGCUACUUGCUAUGUUAUGAGACGUAAUAUUGAACAAAAUGUGUAAGGAGAAAUUUAUUGAUAGUACGCAUACACUGGACAUUGUCUUUCAUAUCAAUUGAUUCUUUUGGUGUUUUGUAUGAUACUAACCUAAAUGUAUUAUGUAAAUAUUGACAGAUUUGUAUUUAAAAUACACAGUAAAAUGAUGGAAAUAAU